GAGAACACACUCCAUUUCCCCAUUAUUCAUCAACAAUGGAUUCGAUGCUUCCAAUUGCGAUUGUAUCUGCAAUUAUCGGAAUUGUGAUUGCUUUUCUACUUUUCAGUAACUAUUUCCAGAAAAGGAAAUCUGAGGUUGAAUCUAUUAUCCCCAAUCCGGAACCCACAAUUCAAAAAACUUCAAAGCAGUCUCACAAAAACACAUUGAAGAAAUCUCAACCUAAAUCUCAUUCUCACACCUCCGAUCAUAAGGAUGCAAACAAAAGGCAUCACCCACUGGACUUGAAUACUCUAAAAGGUCAUGGGGAUAUUGUCACAGGGCUUUGCUUCUUACCCAAUGCACAGUCUUUGGCAACUGCUUGUGCUGACGGGGUUGUUAGGGUCUUCAAGUUGGAUGAUGCUUCGAGCAAAAGCUUUAAGUUUCUGAGAAUUAAUUUGCCAGCUGGAGGUCAUCCAACUGCAGUUGCAGUUGCUGAUGAAGCUUCCUCAGUUGCAGUGGCAUGCCAUGGUCUUUUUGGUUCUUCCCUGUACAUGUAUGGUGAAGGGAAACCUAAAGCAGAUGCUGAUUCCAAACAGGCCAAGCUUCCUCUUCCAGAAAUCAAAUGGGAACAGCAUAAAGUUCAUGACAAGAGAGCAGUCCUGACUCUAGUUGGUACCAAGGCUACAUAUGGUAGUGCUGAUGGGAGCACAAUCAUUGUUUCAUGUUCUGAAGGUACUGAUAUUGUCCUUUUUCAUGGAAAAAGUGGCAAGAUUGUUGGGAACGUCGAUACGAAUCAACUCAAGAAUAACAUGGCUACUAUAUCUCCCAAUGGGCGUUUUAUAGCUGCUGCAGCUUUUACUGCUGAUGUCAAGGUUUGGGAGAUUGUGUACUCGAAGGAUGGUGCUGUAAAGGAGGUUUCAAGGAUUAUGGAGCUCAAGGGGCAUAAGAGUGCAGUGACGUGGCUAUGCUUUAGCCCGAAUUCUGAACAAAUAGUCACUGCAUCGAAGGAUGGUACCAUCAGAGUGUGGAAUAUUAAUGUGCGCUAUCAUCUUUCUGAGGACCCUAAGACAUUAAAGGUGUUCCCUAUUCCCCUUAAGGAUGCAAAUGGCACAACUUUACACUAUGAUCGUUUAUGUCUGUCACCUGAUGGGAAGAUAUUGGCCACCACUCAUGGUUCAAUGAUGCAAUGGCUAUGUGCGGAGACUGGGAAGGUUUUGGACACAGCUGAAAAAGCACAUGAUGGUGAUAUCACUGACAUGGCAUGGUCGCCUUCUCCGAUUCCAAUCGGUGACAAGCAAGCUGUGGUGUUGGCCACAGCCAGUGUCGAUAAGAAAGUGAAGUUGUGGGCAGCUCCAUCCCUGAAUGCAUCAUGAAUAAGCUAUGGAGCCUUGCCCCGUCCGUCAAUGACAAGCUAUUGAUGUCUCACCCAGUUUCUGAACUAAUAGAUCACAUACUAUAUAUAGGGUUCAAGUCCGAAGAGCAGAAUACAGACUAAGUUAGAGGAUGAGUUCUGACAUCUUUUGAGGGUUUUUGUUAUGCAAAGUGAGAUUUAACCAGAAUGUAGUAAGCUAGACAAAUUUUGAUGUUUUAUACAUGGGUUAGUGGUUCUCUCUCAAGCCCUGAGAAGUGAUGAGGUGUUGCUUAUUUUUAGAGCUGAGAAUUGGAAAAGGUGGUUUUUUUUGUUUCAGGUUAAAAGAGCAAUAUAUAUUUUGAAGUGUUUGUUGUCAACUUAUUAGAAAAAACAGGAGGUUCUCUUUUCUGUUCAGUCAAAAGUUAAUAACAAAGGAAUAGGGAGUUCUAUUUUCCUUGC
Messenger RNA from Lycium ferocissimum, 1789 nucleotides. RefSeq lists its product as uncharacterized. The record is from RefSeq and is a predicted model, not a curated record. The transcript has 10 exons. The coding region runs from base 36 to 1352 and encodes 438 amino acids. NCBI's taxonomy places the organism in Eukaryota, Viridiplantae, Streptophyta, Magnoliopsida, Solanales, Solanaceae. Gene Ontology annotation, molecular function: protein binding.